This is a messenger RNA of Tetranychus urticae (two-spotted spider mite), 3228 nucleotides long. RefSeq names its product sodium-dependent phosphate transport protein 2B-like. Gene Ontology annotation, molecular function: sodium:phosphate symporter activity. Gene Ontology annotation, biological process: sodium-dependent phosphate transport. The record is from RefSeq and is a predicted model, not a curated record. Lineage: Eukaryota; Metazoa; Arthropoda; Arachnida; Trombidiformes; Tetranychidae. Gene Ontology annotation, cellular component: membrane.
AUGCUCUUGGUUUCUUGUUUGUCCUAAUUUCUCUUCUUUUUGUUAGUUGUUAAUUAACGCUAUUUAUUAAUACUUUUGAUUGUUUAAAAUCUUUCACAUCGAUGUUAUAUUUAUAAUGGAUGUUAAAAACUCAUCGAUAUCCCAUCUCGUUAACAAAUCAACCACAAUCAUAACUAUGUCUGGUCUCAUGAAACAUCAACAAGGACCAUUAAUACUUGAUCUAUGUUCAGAUUUAACCGGUACCAAGUGAUUCUUGCCUUUUUUUAUCAACAUUAAAAGGGUUAAAGAUUAAAGAAACAUUGGCUUCUUAUUUGGAUUUUAUUUCACUGAUUAACUCACUGGUCGUCUCAACAUUUUAACCUUUGUGCUGUGAUUAACCAUUAUUUUAUUUAUCUAUUUGUGCAUUGCUUUUUUGAUUGGUAUUUAAGGAGUCUAAAGGAGUUGAAAGGUUCACAUUAUGAAUGAUCCAAUUACUCAGAUUACACCUCCUCCGGAGUUUAAGGCGUUCAAAUCUAAUAGAGAUGAAUCAACUUGUGGUGAUAAUAAUGUUCCAAGUCCAGUAAGUUCACCAUAUUCACCUACUCAUACACCAGAUCCAUGGGAAAUGCCUGUUACAUAUGAACAUUCUACUCCUUGGAAAGAAUUGACUGCAAGUGGAAAAUUUCGUCGAACCUUGAUAAUUCUACUGAAAAUCAUUUGUCUGCUGCUUCUGUUAUAUUCAUUUAUCACAUCGCUGGAUUUUCUUGCCUCUGGUUUUCGAUUACUUGGAGGUCGAGCAGCUGGAUCUGUUUUCCAUAAUAAUGAAUUGCUUCGUAAUCCAAUUGUUGGUCUUAUUAUUGGAAUAUUGUUCACCGUUCUUGUCCAAAGCUCAUCCACAUCAACAUCUAUCGCAGUCACAUUAGUUGCUGCAGAAUUGAUAAGAGUGAAAGAAGCAAUUCCUAUUGUUAUGGGGGCCAACAUUGGAACUUCCAUCACAAACACCAUAGUUUCAUUACUCCAAUCUACCGAUCGAAAUGAAUUUCGCCGUGCAUUUGCCGCAGCUACAGUCCACGACAUGUUCAAUUGGCUAACCGUUAUCGUCUUAUUACCACUGGAAGUAACCACCGGCUAUUUGGAAGUCACAACCAAAAUUGCAGUCAGUUCAAUAAAAUGGGAAAAAUCAAAUUCAGCUUCCCCUGAAUAUCUCAAAAAAUUAACUUCACCCUUCUCAAAAUUGAUUGUUCAGCUUGAUAAUAAUGCAAUUAAGGAGAUUGCUCUUGGCAAUUCAUCAACUGUCGAAUCGCUUCUGAAGAAAAAUGGUAAAGCACUUAUUAACUCGCUGCAGUUAUCGGACAAAACUUCGGGUAUCAUAUUGAUUACCAUUUCGUUGGUAAUUUUAUGCCUUUGUCUUAUAAGCAUUGUUAAGAUACUGCAUUCGAUGUUAAAAGGUCGGAUUGCUUUGCUAAUCAAAAAAUAUGUCAAUGCUGAAUACAGAUUACCUUGGUCAGUGUUGAUUGAUUACUUAGCAUUAUUGAUGGGAUGUAUUUUAACCAUAUUGGUCCAAAGUAGUUCCAUUUUUACUUCGGCGCUUACACCAUUAGCUGGGAUUGGAGUUAUUUCAAUCGAAAGAAUCUAUCCUUUAACAUUAGGUUCAAAUGUUGGUACAACUACAACAGGAAUCUUGGCUGCAUUAACGGCUGAUGCUUCUGUACUGGAUAAUACCCUACAAUUGGCAUUUGCACAUCUUUUUUUCAACAUUACUGGAAUCUUGUUAUUUUAUCCAAUACCAUGGAUGAGAUUCCCUAUCAGACUAGCGAAAAUUUUAGGCAACACAACAGCUAAAUAUCGUUGGUUUAGUAUCGUUUAUCUGUUAACAGUUUUCUUUCUGCUUCCUGUCUUCUUCUUUCUCGUCUCGCUGGCUGGUCCACUUACUUUUACAGUCGUAUUUACUCUAUUUAUUGCUACAAUUUCAUCAAUCAUAUUGAUUAACCUUAUGCAGUCUAAAAGGCCUAGUUGGCUGCCUUUGAAACUUCAAACAUGGAACUGGCUGCCUCUUUGGAUGCACUCGCUGGAUCCUAUGGAUAGUUUUUUGAUCAAAUUGAGUGAAAGUAUAAAUUGUCUUUACUGUUGCAUCCGACCGCAAAAUCGCCACGAUUCUUUAGCUUUGGGUUUACGAGCAAAUCAAUCACAGUUACAUAUGUUGGACAGUUCAAGGGGAGCCUCUGAGAUUCAUCUGUCAACUGGUUUCGAUAAUGUUACCUUUAUCAAUGUGAACGGACACAAAUACACAGCUGUUAACAAAGAUUCAACUCAAUUAUAGUAUCGUAAGCUACCAGAUUAAUGUCGUAGUGGAAUAUUAGCACAUUAAUAGCAUAUUUUCGCUAUUUAUCGGAUAGUUCAAUUUCAUAUUGUUAAAUUUUCUCAAUAGACGAAAAUUAAACAAAAUGCUGCUACCCGAUUUCGUGGGAUUUAUUCCGAAUUUCACGAGCAAAAUAGUUUGUUAAUAUAGUUGAUUAGUUCAAAUCUUGACUAGGAGUUGAGCAUGCAUCUACUGACAUUAUCUGGUAGGUUAUUGUAUUAAAAAUUAUUCACUGUUGCUGCCUAAAUUAACGUUUUCAUCAAUGUUAAAAACAUCUCAUUUUGGAUAUUUAAUAAUCUUUCACAGCCAGUUCAAGUAUAAUUGGCUUCAUCACUGAAACCGUAAAAUAUAACUAGUCCAUCAUUCACCAAUUUUCUCGUCAUCUUUAAAAAUAGGAUUUUAGUCUCGUAAUGUUCGUUUUGUGGGAAGCAUAUUCUUUCCACAUCUUUCAAGUGCCUCUCACAAAAAAAUAUUCAAUCGCAAACUGUUUUUUAUUGUUAUCAUUGAAUCAAAGCCGUUAUAUCAGCAACUUAUUCUCAGAUUCCUGAUUUCAUGCAGACCCAAAGCAAUCCAUCUACUAAGGUCACCAAUUCCAUGAGGUUUCAGAAUAAUCGUUUUGGGUUUAUUUCAACUACAACAGACUGUCAUUUGUAAUGGACAUAAAGACAUGACGGAUUUUUGUCUGAAUGGUAAACAAUUGAAAUUUGGAAUCAAUCGCAUUUUAAGCAGCUAUUCAAUCGUUUGCAGCUUUAUAAAUGAUUAAAGAAACGUUAAAUGGACAUUGUUGGAGUAUUCAAAACCAGAAAAGUCUUAAAUUUUUAUAGAUUUGAUUAUCAACUGAGAUUGAAUAUCAUCUUUUUUAAAUCAAAUAUUGCUACAUGAAAACCGCU